This is a messenger RNA of Centropristis striata (black sea bass), 4580 nucleotides long. RefSeq names its product ATM interactor (gene atmin). The coding region runs from base 66 to 2408 and encodes 780 amino acids. Gene Ontology annotation, molecular function: transcription cis-regulatory region binding; DNA-binding transcription factor activity, RNA polymerase II-specific. Lineage: Eukaryota; Metazoa; Chordata; Actinopteri; Perciformes; Serranidae. The transcript has 4 exons. Gene Ontology annotation, biological process: regulation of transcription by RNA polymerase II. The record is from RefSeq and is a predicted model, not a curated record. Gene Ontology annotation, cellular component: nucleus.
ACAGUUGAGUCAAUGCUGCUGCUGGGGCUCUCUGCCAAACACAACUGGACUGUCAACAUAGAAACAUGGCUGCCUCUGCGACGAGCAAGGCGAAUAAUCGAGAUAACGCCACCACAGACAGCCCGAAAUGCCAUGAAGAGUCUCUGUCGCAGUCACGGGAAAUUAUCAAACCCACCAUCACGGAGCUGACCAAAGAAGUGAGGACGAACAUCCUCUGCACCGUGGAGGGAUGUGGCAAGAUUCUCCCCAAUACACCUGCAUUGAACAUGCAUCUCGUUAAGUCGCACAGAAUAAAGGAUGGUAUGGUCAAUCCUACAGUCAGAAAAGACAUGAAGGGCUCUCAGAAGCUUUACUGCUGUCCAAUUGAGGGCUGUCCCAGGGGGCCUAACAGACCCUUCUCCCAGUUCUCCCUGGUUAAACAACACUUCAUGAAGAUGCAUGCAGAGAAGAAACACAAGUGCUUCAAGUGCAACAAUGGCUACAGCACAGAGUGGGACCUAAAGAGGCACAUAGAAGACUGUGGGAAGACCUACCACUGUACAUGUGGCUGCCCUUAUGCUAGUAGAGCUGCUCUACUUUCACAUAUCUACAGAACAGGCCACGAGAUUCCUACUGAACACAGAAUUCCUCCAGUAAAAAAGCGAAAGAUGGAGAAACUGUUAUGUGGUUCUGAAAAGGUUAAGAUCAAUGAGUCAGCCUGUCAGAUCAUGCCCACUAGUAGAGAGCUGACCGAGACUGCCCUCCCUUCUGAUACAGUUGUUCAUAUCCCUGAUUCAGUGAAUCAGAACUCAAACCAACGUAAGAGCCUCCAGAAGUUGCUCCUACCAAAGCCCAAGAUGGCUUUGGUCAGUGUUCCCGUGAUGCAGCUUGCCCACCUGCCUGUCCUUCUCCCAUCUACCGAAAGUGGAGCUCUGAGGUCUGUAGUGCUAGCUGUAGACAGCCAAGGCUCAGUCAGCACCCUCCACCUCCUGCCACAAACCACAGGAGCUGUGGUACCCCAACUUGAUGCUAAGAGUUUGUGUUUCAAGGAUAGCAUGCCUACUUCACGCUCUAGCCUGGGGCCUAUCAGCACUGGGGUGCAGGUCAGUCUUGACACUGCAGGCACAGAUGAGUCAGCCAGUCUGGCAGGACAACGGGGAAGAAGCACCUCCACCAACAUUCAGACAGACAAAUCAUACUUGUCAAAAACACCCACAGGAGUAGGGGUUGGGGAAGGAAUGGGGUUGUGCUCUGUUGGAGAGUCCUCAGUGUCAUCCUGCUCCCAAACUGACAUCAGCGUGAGUGCCCAAGUCCUCUUGCCAGUUAGUGUGGAAACCCAGACAUUCUCGUCCCGGGCAAAAGCAACAUCCUCUAUCGGAGCUCAGACAGAUAGCCAGUGCAUGAGUCAAAUCCCUUGUUCCACCUCAUCAUUGCCUCCGUAUAAAACCAGGCAGACACAGACAUAUUUUGCUGUGCCACAAUCAGAGGAGAAGGCUCAGGACCAGACGAUCAUGUGCUCUGACUUAUUCGGCAGCGACUCCCUCAGUGUCUCCACUCAGACUGCUCUGGAGAUAGAUGACACCCUCUCCGCUGCAGGGAGCAGCAUAUAUGAAGACUCAAAGUCAGCUGGUGGUAUGUGUUUUGGGGUGCAGACAGAUGAGCUCAACUCAAACAACAUGGCAGAUAACCAGACCCAAACAAUGACCUUAUUAAAUCACCUAGAAAAUAUUCUUUCUGACAGCAUGUCAGGCCACCAGGUGCUCACUGAGGCCUCUGCAGUGGGCUGUGGGUCUGGUCUGGGAUCUGUGCAGGAGCAACCCAAUGGCAUUGACUUUGACUUUGAAGAGUUCCUUAAUGCUGUGCACAUCCAGACACAGACAGAGGAGAGUGAGCUGGGAGGACUCGGUGGUGACACGCCGCUGGAGUCUCUGGACAUCCAGACGCAGACAGACUUCCUCCUGAUGGAUGAACUGGACCAAAGUGAGGGACCAAGUCGAACCCAAGCCAGCGACCUAGAGCUAUUUGAUACUCAAACUCAGACUGACCUCAAUUUCCUGCUGAACGCUGGAAGUCACAUGCCCCUGAGCAGCAUCCUACGACAUUCAAGCUUUUCUAUGAGCACCGAGUCUUCAGAUACAGAAACACAGACAGAUCUCCCUUCAUUUGCCACAAGUCUAUCUGCUCAAACGACUGUGAGUCAGGGCGAGCACGCAAGGCUGUUAAACAGCACAGAGACACAGACUGUGACGAGCCAGGCAGAAGGCCUGGGACACCUCUUCCUAACGAGCAACGAAACACAAACUGUCAUGGAUGACUUCUUGUCAGCGGACCUGGCGUGGAAUAUGGAGUCCCAUUUCAGCUCUGUGGAAACGCAGACUUGUGAGGAGCUUUGUGCUCUCUUUCAGCACCCUGAGAAACCCAACAGCUGAAGCCCUCUGAGUGAAGCUGCCUAAGCCUUUGCAGUACAGGUUUCUCAUGUCUGCCUGUUCCUAUAAGAGGAAUCAGUCUACGCUGUCCUCCAGCAGACCACAGUCUUAGCAGUAAGAAGUCUGUGAAAAUGUCUUUGAACAUUCCAACAGAGACAUCAUGUCCAGAGUCUUUCCAGGUAUAUAUCUCGACAGCUCUGCUGCACUUUAUUAGCUCAACGGGCAUGAUUUAUCAGCUCCUGUGACAGUUUACAUAUUUAUUUGCACAUAAAGUAACAUGUUGUGUUUGUCUUGUCUGAAAUGCCAGUUUACUUUGAUAUUUUACUGUAUAACCACAGUGAUUGGUUUUCACUGCUUGGUCUUACUAGCUGUUAAAAAAUAUUUCAACAAUGUUAGAUCUGCACUUAAAAGGGAUGACAUCUUUAGCUGUGCAUUUCUGUCAAGGAAAGGCUGACACAAUUGUUAUCUUGUAUGACAGCUUCCAGAUAUGCAUAUACUGCAUGAAAAACAGUUUAAUCUCAACUGUACAGCAAAAAACAUUUUGCAUUUAGUUUACAUAUGUGUUUGGAAAUGUGCAUGAAGCCUUCACUUGGUCGGCAGCACAGAAGCAUAAAAUAUUUAUUAUCAGCUUGUGCAUCUUAUGGCUGUGUCGUUGCCUUGUCAGCGGCAUCAAGACUAUAAACUCUGAAAAACAUCUGUCAAGCUUUGCAGCCAGUGGAAAAUCUGACCAGUGAGAAGCUAUCGACUUUAUGAUUUCCAAAAUAUAACCCCAUUAAGCCUUUAAAAGUGAACAAGUCAUUGCUCAAAGCCGUUAAGAUGCAUCUCUGAAGCAUAACGUUACACAUGUGGCACAAGUAGAAAUGAAUUGUUUAUGUCCUGUCAGUUGUUACACACCUUUCAUUGAAAUGUGAUUGUGGAGUUUGAUGUUGUGAAAACACUUCUUGUGUCUGGGUCUCUAUAGCGAAGCAUUCAGUGCAAGUCAGUAAGCAGACUAGGCUGUCAUUGUCUUUAACUUAUUCAUUAGCUGGGUGUAAGUGUAUACAGUAGCAGGGCUCUGGACGGAAGUGAUACAGUAAUAAUACUGUACAGAAAGACAGAGUUGAUUAGAGGAACGUUUAGCACAAAACUGUUGUACGUAUUCACCACCUGAUUUUGACUGAAAUGAGUCCUGUUGAUUAUCUUCUGUUAAAGUCACCAGGUUCUCUUUAAAUUUUCUUCUAUUUUUUUUUUUUAUCUCCUCUCCAAGUGACCAACUUAAUGUUUUGAUUUUGUUGUACCGUUCCCUCAUUGAGCACACACUACAAGCAGACUGCAUUUUACCAAGAGCUAUAGGCCUUGAUUAUUUGUUCAUUUUGUUACGUUGGUGCCUUAACCCAAGUAUCAGCUUCAGUUCUGUUACAACUUGCUGCUUUAUAAUAAUUAUUAGUUACCAGAUUUACACUUUUAUUUGUUUUGGAAAAUGAACAAACACUGAAAAUUUGUCAGAAUUCUUUCGACCUUGCAUGUUUAAUCCACUCUGUAUUGGUACUUUCGUCACGUUUGCAUGAAUUAUUUGAAUGUCCCUUAUCGUUCUCCAUAGUUUCUGUGGAAAGAUUUAAGUUCUGUCUCAAGAAUAAUGCUAUGCAGCAUUUUAUUGAAGGAAAUUAGUUUGACGACAUCUCACUAUUUUUAUUGGCAGGUCGUUUAUGCUCUUACAAGUAAAAGAUAUUUGUAGAAACUGAAGAAUGUACAGAACAUGACACUGUGCCCAAGUAUAACAUGCUCUAUUUUUUUGCACCAUAUCCAAAUAGUUUAAGGAUAAUUUUCCUGCAUUCAUAAGGAUUUUGACUCAUGUUAAAUUUUGAAAUGUCUUGUAUUGAGAUUACUUCUAGUACUUCUAGUUUGUGGUUCUUGAAUUUAAAUACAGCAUCACAGCUUCUCCCUGCUGGUUUAGAGGUCCAGGGAAAUGCCUUGCUUUCAACAGAACUAAGUGUAGAAGCCUUGUCAGUCUCAAGUGUCAGUUACAGUGCUUUAUUUUCUCUCUGUAGAGGGCGCAUGCAGAUAUUUUCCCAGCACAACAUUGUUGUUUUAGCAGAAUUUGAUUUUCUGUUGCCUAAAUGUGUAGAGUUAAUGGUUGCCUUGAUUAAUUGUUGAAGCUACACUACAUAUGUUCUUAAUAAACUGCUGGAAAGUGUA